AUGUCCGACACUUCCGGUCAGCUUCCUCCGGGCGCGACUAAACGGCCUAGACCAGUAAUAUCAUGCCUUAUUUGCAGGAGGAAGAAGCUCAAAUGCGACCGGCUCCGACCUUGCCAGCAAUGCAUCAAGGUUGGUCGCCCAACCGGGUGUAUCUACCAGCCUGGACAGGAACCUGAGCCCAAUGUCGCAUAUCUACAAGGGCAUCCCAGUAAGCGACAGAGAUUCGAAGCAUCCUUUGUGGAUAUUACGAAUGGCAACCUAGCAAUCGCUCCUCGUCCUCCUCAGACGCCCACAGGAGGCGUGAUAGAGGACUUACUUGCACGCGUCGCGAGGAUCGAGAAGGCCGUCUUCCCACAAGAAGGUCACUCAGAUGCCAUUCAGCCUCCCGCCACACCGACCAGGGCCAAGAUCAAAGACGAUGACCUCGACCAGAAAAUCUAUACGCCAGCAGUAACAACCAAUUUGAGUUUCCAGUUUCCCGAUGCAUGUCGAUUCAUUAUGGACUUACCAAACAACCCUACCAUGGCGAGCCUUCGGACAAAUCUGCGAACUGUGCACUUGGCUGUGGAGAGGAACAACCAUAAAAUGUUACUUGGCCAAGAUUCCAAGGCCACUGGCUACCAAGAAGUUCUUCAGCUCCCUCCUCUUCAUAUUUGCGAGAGACUGGCCACCCUCUACUUCGACAAUAUGGAGCAUUGCUUCAGGGUUCUGCACGCCCCUACGUUCAUGCGACAACUCAGGACCCUCUUCACCGACGGCGCUGGCGAACAAGCUUGCGGCCUGGGCUUUGUCCCACAACUUGUUGGCGUGUUACUAGUCGGAGCGAGUGUCGGCACCCACGAAGAAUGCGAAAUCGCGGCCUCUACUUCAAUGCUCCGUCCUAUGCGCGUUCUCAAGUUCAUGCAGGACUUUCUCGAUAAGGUGCAGCCGCGACAACAAUAUCUCCUACCAGUCUUGCAGGUCAAGAUGUUGAAGCUUGUCUGUCACUGGAGCUCUCUGGGACGUCUCGAUGAUCUGAUACGUUUGAACGGGGAGAUCCUUCGCGACGGUCUAAUCAUGCUGUUGAACGAGGAUCCUUCAAGGCGACCUGGGAUCAGUGUGUUCGAAGGCGAACUCCGGCGGCGACUCUGGAUGACCAUCGUCGAAAUCGACCUCAUGUUAUGUAUCCUGUGCAGGAUACCGUGUAUGGUGCCGCCGUACACUUCGAAUCCUCCGCGGAACAUCAACGAUGACGAGAUAUACGAAGGCAUCGAAGUCUUGCCGGAAUCCAGACCCAUAGAAGAGUGGACAGACGGGCUAUGUCAGCACAUGCUCUCAAAGUCGUUCCCGCUACGCCUCAGGGCCUGCAAACAGAUGGACAGCACGAGCCACAUAUCGUUCAACGAUCUCCGCGUCUUCACCCAAGACCUUGAGAAAAUCUUACAGGAACUGCCAUCUCCCUUGCGCUUCACUUACCAAGGCGACCAAGCGAGCAAGACGCCCCCGCGUCUGCUGGCGCGGAUGGAGUUGGACUUUAGCAUUCGUCGCCCCUUGAUGCAUCUCUACACAUGCUUCGUGGCCAGCUCGAACGCCGCUGACAUCUCCCAAGAAUGGACCGAUGGCUUUUUACAAUCUUGUUUGAUGAUUACGACUUUCCAAGACCUGUUCGACCCACGGUAUUCGGAAAUCGACGUGCCCCGGCCCGAGGGAUACUGGGACUUCUUCCACAACCUCUACCGCAACGAGCUGGUCCAAGCCAUCCUCGGCCUCUGUCUCGGAAUUAAAGGGCUAGGCACUGCGACCUCCUGCGACGACCCUGCCGUGCAAGGCACGACGCCGUCUACGACGACGCCCGGAGACGGCUCCCAGUCGCGGUACCCGGGGUACACGAGAUCCAACCUGAUCUCCUCGGUCGUAGACACCUUGGAGCCCCUGAAGCUUCGCAUAUCCCACCCGGGCGCCAACUUCAAGGACAUGGCUUACUUUACCAUCGUCCUGACGUCCCUCUUGCCCGAGAAUCCAGGCGAACCGAAGCAGGCGAGCAUUCAGAGGUCGCUGCAGGGCUUGGUGCGGGAGUGUCUCGAUCAGUUGCGGAAGGACAACGUGCCGAUACCGUUGCUGGAAAAUCAUACUUCUCGACCGCACGACGUCGUGGGCAACCCGUCUCAGGACGCGGGUCAUUCCUAUGACUCGGUCUGGUGUGGCUUUCCGGCCGUCGACCUCUUCGAGCCCCCCGAGAUACCUAAUAUGCUUGGCCAUGAUGAUAAAUAA
Molecule: messenger RNA, 2250 nt
Organism: Exophiala spinifera
Lineage: Eukaryota; Fungi; Ascomycota; Eurotiomycetes; Chaetothyriales; Herpotrichiellaceae
Exons: 4
Coding region: 1-2250 (749 amino acids)
Biological process (GO): regulation of transcription by RNA polymerase II
Cellular component (GO): nucleus
Molecular function (GO): DNA-binding transcription activator activity, RNA polymerase II-specific; zinc ion binding; RNA polymerase II cis-regulatory region sequence-specific DNA binding
Source: RefSeq, a predicted model, not a curated record